Molecule: messenger RNA, 8518 nt
Organism: Camarhynchus parvulus
Lineage: Eukaryota; Metazoa; Chordata; Aves; Passeriformes; Thraupidae
Gene: INPP4B
Product: inositol polyphosphate-4-phosphatase type II B
Exons: 24
Coding region: 649-3420 (923 amino acids)
Cellular component (GO): cytoplasm
Molecular function (GO): phosphatidylinositol-3,4-bisphosphate 4-phosphatase activity
Source: RefSeq, a predicted model, not a curated record
CGCCGCCUCCCAGCCCCCGGCAAUCGGCAGAGGCGGCCACGGCGGCCGGGCUCCCUCUGGGCGGCAGGAGGUGAAUGGCAAGCGCCGGCGUCUCCCUCCCACACCCCAGCGUCGGUCUCGCCUCCUCCAGCAGCAGCAGCAGCAGCGGGUCACCUCUGCGCGGCUGAGCCGAGCCGAGCCGCGCCGCGCUGCCUGCUGGCCGCAGGGCUCCCACAGAGGAGGCUGGCGGCUUCCCUCGCUACCUGCGGGGCCGCCACCGGCUUGCGGCGAGGAGGGGCUCCCGGAGGUGGCGCUGGGGGCAGGAGCGCCUGUGCCCAGAGCCAGCCGCACCUCUCCCUCCCGGCGGGGAGCAGGGCGGAGAACGGAGCGGCGGGCGGGCUCGGCUCCGGCUGCCCAGGCGCGCAGCUCUUCAUUUCCUCUCGCCGUCCGUCGCGCUGUUGGAGGCUCCGGACUAUAAAUAGCCGUUCGCCGAGUGCCGCCCGCACGCAGAGUGGGAAAGUACCGCGCUGGCCGCCCCGCUGCCGGACAGAACUGGAUCUUUGCCUCGAAGCUGCAUCAAAGCCAGACUGUGAAUCUUGUGCUGUGGCACUGGGAGAGGUGAACUCGGAAGAUUUGUGGAAUAAAAUUCAGCAGCUCCGGAGGCUGAUCAUGGAAAUCAAAGAGGAGAGAUCAUCAGAUGAAGCACAACAGUUUUUCCCUUCAUCCCAGUUAGACAGUCUAGGAGAGCCCCAGUUUACGAGUAUUCAGAGAGUUGCAAAUGAGCCAAAGCUGGAGUUCAGUCUUGCGUGCAAGGAUCUAGUGGCUACUACCCGUGAUCGGAAGCUGAACACGUUUAUCCAAGUCUCAGUGGUGCAUCCAGCAGAGCACAUUUUGACGCGGUAUUCAAGCACUGAAAUCGUGGAGGGUACAAAAGAUCCACUGUUUCUGACUGGUGUCACCUUCCCACCGGAAUACCCCAUCUAUGAGGAAACUAAAAUAAAACUUACAGUCUAUGAUGUCAAAGAUAAAUCCCAAGACACGGUCCGCACCAGUGUCCUACCUGAUCACAAGGAACCAAGAGCAGAUGUUGGGCGAAGCUUCCUGGGCUGUGCAACUUUUAGAGUAGGCGAUCUGGUAAAGUCAAAGGAGCAACAGUUGACCCUUACCCUCAGAACAUCUGAUGGUGGAAAGACAGUUGGUACCAUUGAAGUCAAUCUUAUGAAGAUGGGAGAGCUAGAUGAGGGGGAAACAGACCACAUCACAGCAGAUACUCAGGAUCAAAAGUGUGCAUUGGUUCAUGAGUGUACAGCCACUGAAGGCAUAAGUGGGAAAGACAACCUGCCUUCCUUAAAUGCAGUGUUGAGAAACCCCGUUUGUAAGUUAUAUAGAUUCCCUACUUCUGACAACAAGUGGAUGCGGAUCCGGGAACAGAUGGCUGAGACUACCCUCUCUUUCCAUGUUCCUAAAGAACUAAUAAAUCUGCACAUAAAGGAGGAUAUGAGAAGGAAUCAGGAGCUUAAAGACCUGGGAGAACUUGCUCCUCACUGGGACAACAUGCGCAAAAGUGUAAUUGCUCACUGUGAUCAGAUGUUGAGUAUGUACCAGGACACUCUUGCAGAGCUUGGGAAGCAUACAGGUUCUUCCUUUAAAUCAAGCUGUAGCAAAGGAGAAAAAACACUAGAAUUCAUCCCAAUAAAUCUUCAUCUGCAAAGAAUGCAUGUGCAUAGUCCUCGAUUGAAAGAUGCUCUGUAUGAUGUUAUCACUGUGGGAGCCCCAGCAGCACAUUUCCAAGGAUUUAAGAAUGGAGGUCUCCGGAAACUGCUGAGUAAAUUUGAGGCUGAAAGACGAAAUACUGGAUACCAGUGUAUUUACUAUUCACCUGAAAACACAGCCAAGGCAAAAGAAGUUCUCAGCAACAUCAGUCAUCUGCAACCUCUCAUAUCAAGCCAUGCAGACCUGCUGCUCAGUUCUGCAAGCCAGCGUUCUCCAGACAGCUUGAAGAAUUCUUUAAAGAUGCUUUCAGAAAAAACGGAGUUAUUUGUGCACACAUUCAAGGACCAGCUGGUCAGAAGUGCCCUUUUAGCACUGUACACAGCCCGGCCUGGCUGUGUCCUCAAGAAACCAGCUGUGCCUAGAAACAGUGCGGAAGAAGGGGCCGAUGCACAGCACCAGGAUCAUCCUUCUCAGAUUAAAAGGCAGGACUCUAUACCCCAUCAUUCUGAAUAUGAUGAGGAAGAGUGGGACAGGGUGUGGGCCAACGUGGCAAAGAGUUUGAACUGCCUUAUUGCCAUGGUGGACAGACUGCUUGAAAAAGACAACAUGACCAACAUUAAAGAGGGUGAAAAUGAGCCUUCAGCAGAAGAUUGCAAGGUGUUGCACACAGGUGGUGACUGGUAUGAACAGCUGUACCCGCUGGUGCUUACACUGAAGGACUGCAUGGGAGAGGUGGUGACCAGGGCCAAGCAGUCCAUGGCGUUUGUCCUGCUCCAGGAACUUGCCUGUGGUUUGCCCCAGUGUUUGAUGCUGACCCUGAGAAGAGACAUCGUCUUUAGCCAAGCACUCGCUGGAUUGGUCUGUGGUUUUGUAAUCAAAUUGCACACAGGUUUACAUGAUCAAGGAUUUUUACAACAGCUUCAUACUGUUGGAUUGCUCGUGCAGUAUGAAGGACUCCUUAGUACAUAUAGUGAAGAAGCGGGGAUGCUAGAAGACAUGGCUGUGGGCAUUUCAGAUUUGCAGAAAGUAAUGUUUAAAGUAAUUGAAGCCAAGUCAGAGGAUUUUUUGCCUAUUAUAACUGGAAGGCGUGAGCAUUACAUUAUAGAGGUCCAGCUUCCAGCAAAGAUGUUUGAGCUGCUACCACAGGAGAUUAAAGAAGGAAAGCUGCUUCGCAUGUAUCCAGUGCUCUUUAAUGUUGGAAUCAAUGAACAGCAAACACUGGCAGAGAGGUUUGGAGAUACCACUUUGCAGGAAAACAUUAACCAGGAAAACUUAGAACUUCUCAAAGAAUAUUACAAGUUAUUUACAGAAAAAAUGCCUCCUGAUUGUUUACCACAUUUUCAAGAGCAAAAUGAUUUAAAGGGAUUGCUAGAAAGUCUUCAUCAAAAUAUCCAGGCCAAAAAGAGAAAGAAUGUAGAAAUCAUGUGGCUGGCUGCAACGAUCUGCCGGAAGCUGAACGGAGUGCGCUUCACCUGCUGCAAAAGUGCCAAAGACAGGACGUCCAUGUCAGUGACGCUGGAGCAGUGCUCCAUCCUGAGGGACGAGCACCAGCUGCACAAAGACUUCUUCAUCCGGGCGCUGGAUUGCAUGAGGAGAGAAGGAUGCCGCAUAGAGAAUGUUCUGAAGAAUGUCAAAUGCAGAAAGUAUGCAUUCAACAUGAUACAGCUGAUGGCUUUCCCAAAGUACUACAGACCUCCAGAGGGGACAUAUGGAAAAGCUGACACCUAAGUUUAACAAAAGUGUAAUCAGGAGCAGAUAUCAUGCCAAUUAGUGAAUAUAACAACUGCUGUUUAUGGCGUAUGAAUUGGGAAUGUAUAACCAGUGGAGGUGUUAUUUUUAUCAGGUUUUAUCAUUUUACACUGAAAUUAAUCUGAUUAGUCAUUAUGAAAUAAAUACCAUGAAAAAGCAAUGGACUGGAUAUUCUGAAAAUCAAAUAUAUUCAACUUACCUUUGUGAAAUUGAAGCUUAGUACGACUCAUAAGCCAGUUGGAAUUAGUUUCUGGGGUCAUUUGAUUGAAGAUUAAAUAGGGAAAUGGCAUUUGCUGUAGGAACAGAGAUUAGUAAUCUGGAAGGUGGCAUUCUGACUCCAAACCAAACCCUGAGAUUUGAUUUAAGGGGUCUCUUACUGCUGGAAAAGGUGUUUUCUGUAACCAGCAGAGCACUGACAUCUUGAUCACUAAUGAUUAAACCCUUCACAGAAAUGUUUAUGAAAGAUGCUAAUGUUAAUACCUGGGCUAAAUAUAAUUUUGGUAAUUACAAUUAGCUUCUUUACAUAAGCAUGGUAACUUCAUAAUAUGUUUUUAAUAAUUGCAGACUUUAAUUCCAGUAAUUCCAUUUUGAUUCCCUGUGGUUCAUUUAGAUGUAUCACUCUUGGUUUUCUGUACCCCAGCCAAAUACCACUUAUGUCACUUUCACAUAAAUCACACUGAAAUCAGGACGAUUAAUUCCUCAAGUAAUGGGACCUGAAUUUGACCUCCUAUUUAGUGUAAACCCUUAAAAGCAAAUUUUCUUUAAUGCUAGGGAAAAUAAGUUGUAUAUACAGGAGUUAAUGUAUCUUUAGACUCUGAAAACUUGUAUGUUAUUAGAAAGCCUAAAAUAAAUGUUAUGAGUAAACUGCUGCACUAGGACUAGUUAGCCACUGCAGCUGAUUUAUAUCCAAUUUGUAAUGCUGCAGGUAGACACUCUAGGAUGAAGAGCAAUCAGCUUUAAAAAUGAAUGUUAAUGCUCUGCCAGCUUGUGUUAAUCCUGAAAUUUGUCUUGCAAAGAGCAUUUGUGUUUUCUGAUUGUGUCUAUUUACUACCUUCUUCUGCCCCCCAGAGAGGAAUACAAUUGAAAAUUCCCAAGUAUUCACUGGUUACUGACCUUUAUGUAAUGCCUUCUUUUUAUAUCUAGAGCAGAAGUAUGAGAAAUGUAGCCUAAUGAAACUACCCUGGGAAUUUGAGCAUCUGUAGGAAAUUGUAAUUGCCAUGGAUAAAGAAGUAAAUGUUUCCUUACUCCUAUGGAAGUCAAAGAAAUAUCUAUAUACCAUGACUUUUAAUUUGUUCUUUUUAAUCCAUUAAUACUCAUUACUGGGUAUAAAUCUGUAACUAUACCAGAAUUUAAGAGCCUGAUUCUGCAAAUUCUAUUUGGGUGAUCCAUGGAACUGAUCUAUCAUUUGGCUAAAAUUAAAUCCAUCUUGUAUAUUUGCAAGAUCAGGCUUUGGAGUUUGUAGGAAAACAUCAGAAAGAGAUCCUUGUUCUAAUACUCAUUGACUUCAAUGGAGCCAGAAAUUCACCUAUACAAUAUAUUAACUAAUUGGAACUUUUUUUUCCAAGAAAAGUAGAUAAUGUAAGUAGUGUUUUGGUGCAUUAGUUUUUUAUUUCUAUUAUAUAAUAUGCUGUCAUUAAUUGCUUCCUUUUUUUUGGAAUGUAUUACUUCAGUAUAUGUCAGAAGAGUUGACAAUGCAUCACAGAUAAGCUCAGACUGAUAAGAACACAAUGCCUUGAUUUCUUCUUGUCAUGUACCACUAGAAGUGGACAAUACUCAUUGGGUGGCUGGAUAUGUGCAUAAAUUAGUGUUUGUUUAUUAAUAUAAUGCAGCUGAUCUGUGUGAAACUUUUUUGUGAAUUUAUGGAACAUAAUCCUUCCUAGAAAAGUAAUUUUUCUUCUGUCAGGCUGCUGCACUAACCCUCACUAUAUACAUGUUUAUUAUUAGCUUAAAAAAGCCCUACAUAUGCAGUUUGGAGAUAGUGAUAAAUGGGUCUCUGAAAUAACCCCCAGGUAUGCAGCAGAGAAUGCCAACCAUUGCACAGUAAUUCUGAAACUCUCUGUAAAAAUCUCAGUGGAGAUGGUGUUCUUUGCUGGGUGCUAUAGGUACCUAGACUUCUUUAUCUGAGUCCCAUUGGCAUUCUGUCAAAUUAUAAAAAUAUGAAAUUAUUCUAGAUUUUCUUGUCAGGAAAAUAGUCUUUCAAGAUUUUGCCUGAGCAUUUUAAUCCUGUCCAGGCUCUAAGUUGCUGUUCUCACUACCAUGUUAUUUUUUGUGUUGAAAUUGUUUUUCACGCUGAAGCCAUGGAUUUGAUGAGGAGAAAGAAAAAAUGGCGCUGGAUUACUAUCCUUUUUGUUUUAACAACCAUUCACAGUAUGUUCUUGUGAAAUUAAAUAAAUCUCUUAUUUGCUAAAGAUAAUUAAUUAGACAAAACCACAAAUACAUCAGUCAGCUGCAGCGAAGCCUCAUGCUUGGGCCAUUACAGAAGAGUUGGCUGAGUUCUGUGCUAAAUAGUACUGAAAUUUUUCUCACUAAUAUUUAGAUUGGAACAUCUUGUUGUAGGUCAGGAGAGCUUUGUAAAACCUGCUGAACUUCUCCAAGUCUCCUGGAAAAACCUAGUUGCUUCAGUAGCAAAACAGGCCCAAAUGUUUUGUUGUUUGGCCAUUGCCCGCUGGGGGCUACUGUGGUCCCUGUGGGCAAAGGCUGUGCCAUCAGCUGACCAUGGAUUCAAAAGUUUUGGUUUUUCUGGUUGGCCUUUUAUGAAGAAACAAAGAGGGGUUUGCUGCAGGUUGAUGGUUGUGUUAUGUGGAGUACGUUUACUCUUUGUAGCAGCUGCUUCCAGCCCUGUGGGUUGUUGGAAUGGCUAACAGAGGAGUCAAAUCAUCCCGGGGGUCUUGCACAUUAUCUUCUAGCUCACUGUGGAUUUCAGACAAGUAAAACUACACAACUUAAUUUUUAUAAGCAAACUACGUUGUUUGUCUUGCAGAGGGAUAAGGUAAGCAGAGUGAAUUUGAUGGUGGCUUUGCAAGAACUGUUCCAUAAGUGCUCUCUUAAAACUUCUGUAAGGUAUGAAAUAAUCUGCUUUUAGAGGAGGGCAGCUCUCAAGGGCUAGAAAAUGAAAAUUCAAAAAUACAUCUGGCAUCUAGAGCCAAAUCUGUCUUACAGGUGAUAUUAUUAGUAUAAAUCAAAUCAGGAUCAGGAUCUGUCUUGAGGAAUCCUGAAAUAAGGGCUUCUAGCUUUCGAUAUUUGUACAAUGCAUCACACACUUACAUGGGGGUUUUGUACCACAGAGUAGUGACUAAAUGGAGAGCUAGUCUAAAAUAACUAAAAACAUAAGGAAAGGAAUGUUAAAGUAUUUUUCCCCAGAAAUGAUUGUAAUAGUGUUAUACUACAUGUCUAUGAGUGACAUUAUAUUAUCUAUUGUUUAUAAUACACGUCUAUGACUGACAUUAAGCAGGCAGGUCUUUUUUUCUGAAGUCUUUUGAGGAAUUUAAAAUACAUUCUGAUUAAUGUUUAUACUUUGGCUUUUAUGGAGCAAUUAGAAAGCAAAAAUUUUUAAUUAUGUUAUCUGAUUUUUGUCUAUGUGAAGCUAUGUAUUUUGAUGGAAUCCUAGCAAUGUCUGUGUUAUAAAGAAUAAAUAAUUUAGGAGGACAGCUAAAACAAAAUAUUAACUGGGAAGUAGCCUUAAUGAAGCCCUUUGCAAGGUUAAUUUUUUUCUGUCUGAAUUUUGUCAUUACAUAAGUGAAAUGAGGAAAUUAACAAACAAUUUUGUGUCUAAAUCAAUCUCUCCUGAUGAAAAUCCACUUAGUUGCAGUGGAAUAACUUGUGAUGAUAUUCAAAUCUUCACUAGUAAUUUUGGUAUAAAGAAGUGCAACACUUCAUUCUGAAGCCUACUCUAUAAUAUGCCUAUUAAAAGUUUCAGGAAAAAAAUAUUUUUAUUUCUAGAUUAAACACAAGUUCCAAGAAAUCCUUUGGUCCAUUUUAAAAAAAGCAUAAAAUGCACUGAACGUCAACCAGUGUAAUAAAGAAAGGAAUUGCAUUGGAAACUAUGCAGCAAAAUUACCUGUGUGAAUUAAUGUAUGUAAUCACUUAACGUUCUUAUAUGUACAUUGUGUCAGUUGCUUGUGUUGUAAACUUGAAACCAUUGAUAUCUAUAUUUAUGCUCUUUUUUAUUAUAAAGUGCACUGUAUAGGUAGUGCCAUGAGACAUGUUUGCAUCUUGCUUUUCACUUCCUUGCAGCUUAAAAGCAGAUGUUUACAAUGGAGAUGCUUUAAAGUAAUUUGCUGUUCUUGAAAACACAAACUUACCUUGUAUAUUGCAUGUUUACCAAAAAAUUCAUACAAAUGCUUUUUUAGAGAGAAAAAAAAUCAAAGACUUCAGUCCUUAAAACACUGGGGUUUUUUACCUUAGCCAUGAAACACCUCAUCUGUUGUGUUGCCAAGCAUUUGGCUUGCACUCUGCAGGACUCAAACAUUUCUUUUCUCUUUCUUUCACAGCAUCUGCUGAUUAAGUAAUAUAACAGCCAUGACUAUCAGCAUGAUACUCAUGAUCCAAGUUAAAAACUUACAUUUGCUCAGAUAUGAGCAAAGACUUCAGGAUAAAUAAACUAUAAGACACUUGUGAACCAGUGUCUCCCUAUUCCAAAGAGCUGAAACAUAAGGCACAGGAUUUGUGUGCUGACUGGGAAAAAGAGUUACAGUUGGAGUCUAUGAUAAAAGAGUGCCCAGGACAUGGCAGGUUCAGAGCAGUGAGAUUUGGACCACGCUGCAGUGGUGUUUGAUUACUCUUUCCAUGCAUGCAAAACGCUUUAAAAGUGUUCAGCACUUCUGUUUAUGAAUGGUCUGACUUUAAAACGUCUAAAAUCCCAAAUUACUUUGGUACUUGUUUUCCUUUUCUGUAGCUGUUCCUUGUGAUGUUCCUGUCUUACAUUCUGGAGCACACAGGGCUGUGUAUAAGUAACAUUAACAGGACUUCAGUCCGCAGCAUGUGUUUGUCCAGAGAAGCAAAGCACAACUAUAGGAAUUCAAUGCUUUUUUUAUUUCAGGGUUUAUCAUUUUUGUUUCAUUGCUGUCUGUAAGCCAUG